ACCGCGAUGUCUAAUACAAACAAUAAGCAAACUCCUCAGACUGGCAAAUUGUUUCAGUUCAAGCUUGUUUUGUUAGAUUCACCGUUUGAGCUUUCGUGUGGAGAAUCGGCAGUCGGCAAAUCAAGAGGAGCAAGAUCCCUUGUAUCGGGACAGUUUGAUCGACUGAACAAAAAGUUACCAAAGGCUGGAUUUAAUGAUUUCAUACCGACCCAGUCCAAUUUAGUAUUACGCUUCGUCAAGGAUCAAUUCAGUGAUUACAGGGAAAGCACCAUUGGAGCUGCAUUCCUAACGCAAACAAUUAGCUUGGAUGAUAGUACAACGGUUAAAUUUGAAAUCUGGGAUACGGCUGGUCAAGAACGUUACAAGAGUUUGGCACCGAUGUAUUAUAGAAACGCGAAUUGCGCCGUGGUAGUUUAUGAUAUAACCCAAGCUUCCUCUCUGGACAAGGCUAAAUCGUGGGUGAAAGA
Acaulospora morrowiae is the source of this 467-nucleotide messenger RNA. Lineage: Eukaryota; Fungi; Glomeromycota; Glomeromycetes; Diversisporales; Acaulosporaceae. The record is from the annotation of a GenBank genome assembly.